Danio aesculapii is the source of this 3253-nucleotide messenger RNA. RefSeq names its product gastrula zinc finger protein XlCGF7.1-like. The coding region runs from base 261 to 1256 and encodes 331 amino acids. Gene Ontology annotation, molecular function: DNA-binding transcription factor activity, RNA polymerase II-specific; RNA polymerase II cis-regulatory region sequence-specific DNA binding. The transcript is spliced from 3 exons. Gene Ontology annotation, biological process: regulation of transcription by RNA polymerase II. Gene Ontology annotation, cellular component: nucleus. Lineage: Eukaryota; Metazoa; Chordata; Actinopteri; Cypriniformes; Danionidae. The record is from RefSeq and is a predicted model, not a curated record.
AAGAAGCAGGAUCUCUUUGAGUCCACACGUAGACUGUUGUCUGUUUUCUGACAAAGUUUGAUUAAUUCCAGUGUCGUCUGCCCUUGGUCGUCGGCUCUUCGCGCAUCACUGGGACCAAACAACAAUCUGCUGUUCCAUCUAUAAAACUCUUCCUCCUGUAGUGAAGCUCCUCUUUCCUUUCAGUUCAGCUAUAAAUACUGCCCUUCCCAUCUGGAUGAAGUGAAAUCUGCAAAGAGAGUUUAUUGAAGGACAGAGAGAACAUGAGUGAUCCAGGACCCUGCAGAAUUAAACAGGAGGAGACCGAGGACAGAGAGAACAUGUGUGAUCCAGAACCCUGCAGAUAUAAACAGGAAGACACAGAGAACAUGAGUGAUCCAGAACCCUGCAGAAUUAAAGAGAAAGAAACUGAAGAACAAACAGAUGUAAAAGAGAGUGAGGAGAGCGAAGAUGAGGAACGAAGUGAUUUAAAGAAAAGAAGACGGAGCAAAUGUUUGACCUGCAGUCAGUGUGGGAAGAGUUUUGAUUGUAAAAGCUAUUUUAGGAUUCACAUGAUGAUCCACAAUGGAGAGAAACCAUUUAACUGCACUCAGUGUGGGAAGAGAUUCAGACAAUCGUCACACCUCAAUCGACACAUGAUGAUCCACACUGGAGAAAAGCCGUUCACAUGUACUCACUGUGGGAAGAGGUUCAGAUAUUCAUUAAAUCUUAAUCUACACAUGAUGAUCCACACUGGAGAAAAACCACACAAAUGUGAUCAAUGCAGCAAAACAUUUUUGUCGGCUACGCAGCUGAAGGACCAUCUUAGAGUACACACAAAGGAGAAACCUUAUUCCUGUUCUGCGUGUGAAAAGACUUUUACACUGCAGUCAACUUUGAUAAAACAUCAGAAGAUCCACACUGGUGUGAGAGAGUUUGUGUGCUCUGAAUGCGAGAAGGCUUUUGUUACAGCUGGACAACUGAAACAGCACCAGGUGAUUCACACUGGAGAGAAACCUUACAUGUGUUCACACUGCGACAAGAGAUUCAGUCAAGUGCAAAACCUGAAAAGACAUGAGAUAAUUCACUCUGGAGAGAAACCGUACAAGUGUUCACACUGCGACAAGAGCUUCACUCAGUUACCAAACCUAAAAUGUCAUGAGAGGAUUCACACUGGAGAGAAACCCUACAGAUGUCAGCAGUGUCUGAAGCGGUUCACACAGUUGUCACAACUUCAAAAACACACAAACAUGCACAGAAAAGCAGGACACUUAGCUUAAAUGGAGCACAAAAAAGACUGAAUGUGGAAAGUCUAUUCAUUUACCUUUAACAAUAUUUCUUUAGUUUGUCGUUCAUCUCUUUCUAUGAAUACUACAUUUAUCUAAUAUGUCAGGAUACAAACUUUAUUUCUGCAGAUCUGGAUAUUAAAAAUUGAAUCAAUGGUGUAGAUGUGCGUUAGAUAUUGGUGGAUGUAGAUGUAGUUGCUUUUGAUAUUGGUAGGGACCUAAUUUAUAGAGGUGUGAACCUAUACUGAUCUUACGGUUCGGUUACGAUUAUCAUGCCAUCGAUUCGGUUGCUCGCUCGGGAGCGAUAUUAUGAGACAGCCCACUCCUGUUAAAAUUACACCAGAGUUACCGAAUGCUGUCGUGCUUUAUUUGGAAAUUUAUAAGGAAUACAUACAGCCGAGAGGAAAAGAGAGGGAAGUGAAAGUCACGCCAGCAGGUGAAAUGGGCCACAGUGAGAGAGAGAAAUGGGAGUACUUUCAUUCCCUCAAUCGCAGAGAAAUAGGGGCUUCUGCUGUAAGUGCCAGUGAAAGACUUUCCAGAAAACACACACUCACUGAAAUUUUUGAAGUAGUUGGCGCCUGUAGUGUUGUAAAAUACCCGCGCUCGCCUCCCUCGCGACAGAGCGCAUAUGAGAUAAAUGACGUCAGUACAUAAUAACCGGUUAUUAUUAUUACUGAAACGAUACCGAAUUGUCCGCGUCUGUAUUGCGGUGCACCGAAUUAAUUUUGACACCCCUACUAAUUUACAUGAUUUUACUUUGUGUAGGAAUGAAUGCAGAAUUAUGGGAAGGGUGAGGCAUGACCAUUAACCAUUAUACUAUUAUAAUAGCUAGGGCUGCAACAACGAAUCAAUUAAAUCGAUGAAAACGAUUACUUAAAGCGUUGGCUACAAAUUUCAUCAUCGAUUCGUCGUGUCACGCGACACGGAGACGUUUGAUUAUUAAAAAAAAACUUUAGUUCAGCGCGGAGCGGAGUGAACACGGCCUCUUUCGUGCACUGAUACAGAGUUCGGCGCCUCAUAGACAGGGAUGAGGAGGAAGGGAGUUCAACAGCAGGGUCUUACUUUUGUUCCGUUUUGAAGUGAGGACCAUAAAGCCCCUGUGCUGAUGUUUACUUGUUAUCCAGCUUGACAAGUUAGCGUUAGCUCGUUAACCUUUUAGAGCGGCAACUGAGAAAAUCAAACUGAACUUUAGCGCGACGUCUGACUGAUGAAGUGCUUCUUUUUUUAUUAUUGUUUUUCUUCGAAAACAAAACCAGCUUAACCCUGCUGAGAAAGACAUGUCAUAUUAUCACAACUAUGUAGCGUUUUACACAUGUAAAUACACACAAGUACUAGUAAAACAAUACAUUUAGAGUUUGUAAAACACACAAGGAACUCUAACAAUCCAUUCGAAUAUAAUUUGCCGAUGUGUUUUAUUCAUAUCAGAUACACAUUACACAUAGUGAAAGUAACUAAAGUUCAAUCUACUCUUCUCCAAGUUCACCAGCCACUUACUUGCAGGUACUUGAGGAGUAACUGGUGAAUUUACGUGCUGAAUCCUGCGUGUUCUGCUUUUUAUGAAUGAGGCAAAACGUGCGGCCGCAAGUUAAAAUGGCGUCGACCAUCUCAUGUUAUAGAUCAAGAUCACUUACACGUUUGUGUGAACUCGUAAAACUUCUGUUCGAGAUCUCAUUAGGAUUAUUUUUCUAACCCAAUUCACAAAUAAUUUAACUUAAGCAAUCACUUAAUUUUGAGUUUUGUUUUCAGAAAACAAGACAUAAUUUCUUAUGCUAUUUCAUGUCUAGUAUGUAUCUUGAUUUUAAAAUAUUUACAUAUUUGGAUCGAUAACAGGACAAAGCUAUUUUUAUGAUAUGCUGUAAUAAAUUUGAAUGUCAGUGUUUUUUAUAAUUUAUCGUGUAUAUGUAGUAGGGCUGGACAAUAAUACGAUAUCAAAAUAUACGCGCUAGUUUUUUUUUUCAAUAAUGGUUAUAUGAUUUUUAACCCCAUUUCCA